CAGCAGAGGGAAGAAGCCGCCAGGAAGUUAGAAGAGGACAGAGUAUUCCUAUUAAAUUACAUUCAAGAGUGUGAGGACCGUCUUGCUAAGAAGAAAGAACUCCGUGCACAAAACUUAGCAGUUGUAAAAGACAGACCAGAAUUAAACACAGCUCUUCUAGACUCAAGUUUAAAGAAAAAUACAGCAUUUAUAAAGAAAUUGAAAAACCUAACAGAGAGCCAGCAUGACUCCCUAGUGAAGGACCUCCAAAGCCUAAACCUGACCAAAUAUGUGAGCGAGGUUGCACAGGCUGUAGUGGAGACCAAGCUCAAGAUGUCGGACAUAUCAACAGCUGUCCACCUAUGCUCACUCCUACACCAACGCUACCAUGACUUUGCUCCGACACUCUUGGAGAAUUGGCAGAAGGUUCUCACUCCAAAGAAAGAUGAAAAGAUUAGUAAUAUGAGUAAACUUCGUGUUGAUCUUCGACUGUAUGCUGAACUUAUAACUGCUGGGAUUUUCCUACCAAAAGAGGGCCUUCCUCUCCUAGGCAAUGUGUUAACAACUUUAGUUACAUCGGACAAAGAGGAACACCAGAAUAUAGCUGUACUGCUAACAUUUUGCCGUCACUGUGGAGAGGACUACAUGGGACUUGUGCCCCGCAAAAUCAGACUCCUUGCGGAUCAGUUCCACAUGACAAUUCCCAAAAGUGAUUUCUUGCCUCCUGAGAGACAGAAGAAUGUGCGUCAGCUUCUAAAGGACUAUUACGUAUCACUAAGCAAACAUCUGUUCCAUGAUCACAAGGAAUUACAACAGGUUGAAAAGCACAACCGCAGACUGUUGCAGACACGGGGAGAACUUGGGCAGGAUAGAGUCAACUUAGCAGAAAACCUGGCCAGUGGACUGACCAAACUUGUUGCCAACACGCAGCAAAUGGCAGAACUUCUGGAUGAGGACAUGCCUGAGCUUCCAGAAGACAAGAGUCAGGGAGAUGACUUGGGUCUUGGUGAUAUCGGCAUGGGGGAAGGAGGCGAGAUUCCUGAUGGAGGAACGGCUGUGCUAUGGGAAGAUGAAGAUACUCGAGCGUUCUAUGAAAAUCUCCCAGAACUUAAGGCUCUCAUUCCCUCCAUAUUAUACAGUGACUCUGAAAAGCCUACAACAGUUCCGGCUGAAGAAACCCCAAGCGAGGAAGUGGUCGACACUGUGGAGGAGGAGGAGCUGGACAGCGUAGCUCCUGCCGAGGAUGAUGCAGAAGAAGUCCUGCCCCCAGAGUUCCCCCCAGAGGAGGAACCAGAGGACUCCUUAACAGGCACUGGGCCAUCAUCCAACAAGGUGCUACUUGAUGCUUUCCUCAGUGCCUUGCCCAACUGCAUUAACCGGGACUUGAUUGACAGUGCGGCCAUGGACUUCUGCCUCAGACUCAACACAAAGCCAAGCAGAAAGAAACUAGUCAGAGCCUUGUUCCUGGUGCCAAGAACAAGAUUAGAUUUAUUACCCUUCUACUCUCGCCUGGUGGCAACGCUUCAGCCUCUUAUGCCAGACCUAGCCACUGAUUUAGUUAACAUGUUACGGCAAGAUUUUAAGUACCAAGUGCGGAAGAAGGACCAAAUAAAUAUCGAGUCUAAAAUAAAGGUUGUGAGAUUCAUUGGAGAGUUGGUUAAGUUCAAAGUGUAUCCACGCAGUGAGGCUUUACAGUGCUUGAGAAUGUUACUGCAGGACUUCAGCCAUCAUCAUGUGGAGAUGGCAUGCAACCUCUUGGAGACUUGUGGCCGGUUCCUUUAUAGAAUACCAGAUUCUCAUCAUCGCACAAAGAUUUACUUGGAACAGAUGAUGAGGAAGAAAACAGUAAAGGCAUUUGAUCCAAGGUACAACACCAUGAUAGAGAAUGCCUACUUCUAUGUUAACCCUCCUGACUCUGGACCAGAGACAACAAAGAAGGAACGGCCUCCCAUGCACCAGUAUAUACGCAAGCUGCUUUAUGAUGACCUCUGCAAGUCAAAUACAGAAAAGAUUUUGCGACAGAUGCGAAAGAUGCACUGGGAAGACCCAUUAGUUGCAAGCUAUAUAGUAAAAUGUUUGACAGCAAUUUGGAAUGCAAAGUUUUAUAAUAUAAGAUGCAUUGCAAACUUGGUUGCUGGGCUUAUAUCUCACCAUGAUUGGGUUGGCCCUGCUGUUGUUGAUGGUAUUCUGGAAGACAUCCGCAUUGGCCUGGAGGUCAAUCAUCCCAAAUUCAACCAGAGAAGAGUAGCAGCGGUGAAAUAUCUGGGUGAAUUGUACAACUAUAGGGUUAUAGAAAGUUCUAUUAUCUUCAAGGUUCUUUACCUAUUCAUCUCCUUUGGUGUGGUAUUCGACCCAAGUUCGUAUAGUGAGUACGAUCCUCCUGAGCACCUGUUUCGUCUGAGGUUGGUGUGUACGUUGUUGGAAACAUGUGGGCAGUUCUUUAGUUCAGGAUCAAGCAAAAGACGUCUAGACUGCUAUUUAUGUUACUUUCAGCAUUACUAUCAGUACAAGAGAUCGCUCAAUAUAUGGACUGAGGAGCAAGAGUUCCCAUGGCAGAUUGAGCACUUAGUCAGAGACACAAUUGCAGCAGUAAGACCAAAGCUUCAGAUGUACAACAACCUGGAGGAUGCACAGAAAGCUGUGACUCACCUUAAUAAUCAGAUUGUUGCAAAGGCAAUUGAGCAAGUACCAAGUCUUCGGCAAUUCUUACAACCUGAUGCAGAUAAUGAAGGACUUCACACAAUAACUGAGGAAGGGGAUUCUCAGGUACCAGGUCUGGAUGGAGAUGUUCUUGAGAACUUAACAGGAGAUGCUUAUGAGGAGAUUGAAGGAGGAGGAGAGAGUUUAGAGAGAGAGUUACUGGAAGGAGACAUGAAGGUUAACCUCAAGCAUGUUGACUGCAAGGAGGACAAUGACUUUAUGUCUGCAUUUGACCGCAUGAUGGCAGAGAGCAUCUUGGAGCGUACAUCCAACAUCCCAAAGGCUGGCCAGUUUGAUAUAUCCGUACCAGUUCAUGUCAAAUCCACAACCAAGAAAACUUACGACCAGUUACUGACAGAGGGUACAGAGGAGACCAAGCCAGUAGUGAACUUUGUCCUAAUGACCCGCUCUGGCAAUAAGCAACAGUAUAACAAUGUCGAAAUGCCAGUUGAUUCAGAGAUAGUGACCAAACUCCGUUCACGGGAAGAGGCUGAACGAGCAGAGAAGGAGAAAGUGAAACGCAUGACCUUGGAGAUCAAUGAGCGCCAAGAGGAGGAGGAAGCAGCUGAGAUAAUGCAGCAGGCCCAGAGACCAGCCACAAUGAACUUCAAUCGCGACAGACGACCAAAAUAUCAGCAUCCCAAGGGAGCACCUGACGCAGACCUCAUAUUUGGUCCCAAGAAGAUUAGAUGAGGCGAUUCUACUCUCUUUUUGUCUUCUAUCAAACUUUUCUGUGUGAUCAGAUAUUUGGUUAUUCUUUUAACUAUGAUGCUUAUACUUCAAAGUUUUCAGAUUUGAAACAAUAAAAUUAGUUUUGAUAUAUUAUGGUCAGUGUAUGGUUCUAAAGUCAUUGCAUUGAUAGACCAAUGUUGCUGCUUCUGCAGUAUUAGACCAUCAUGGAUUUGUAUUAACUUCCAUAAAAUGUAAUUUUUAUGCAGUGUGAAAUCUGGAGUUUUUAUCGGUAUUGCUACAAUUACCUGCUUUUUUCUUAUUUUGUUUUACUUUGCAUAUAUCACAAAUACUGUCCUUUGCUUCUGCAGCUAUCAAUAUUUUAUUUUGAUACUAGGGCUGUAAGCAAAAUUACAUUGAUAGUCUCUUUAAAAGAGACAGAAUGUUUCUCAAUAUUUUUCCAUAGAUGAUGUUAUUCCUUUGUUUCAUUGUUGUAACAAGUAUAUUUGGUUAUUGUAGUCUUCCAUGUUGUGG
Messenger RNA from Penaeus monodon (black tiger shrimp), 3882 nucleotides. It is a transcript of the gene Upf2, whose product is annotated as regulator of nonsense transcripts 2-like. The transcript is spliced from 23 exons. Gene Ontology annotation, molecular function: RNA binding; protein binding. Gene Ontology annotation, biological process: nuclear-transcribed mRNA catabolic process, nonsense-mediated decay. NCBI's taxonomy places the organism in Eukaryota, Metazoa, Arthropoda, Malacostraca, Decapoda, Penaeidae. The annotation marks the transcript as partial. Gene Ontology annotation, cellular component: exon-exon junction complex; cytoplasm. The record is from RefSeq and is a predicted model, not a curated record.